Molecule: messenger RNA, 782 nt
Organism: Guillardia theta CCMP2712
Lineage: Eukaryota; Cryptophyceae; Pyrenomonadales; Geminigeraceae
Exons: 1
Source: RefSeq, a predicted model, not a curated record
CAACUUGCGUGAAGUUUAAUGCCGGUUGCACUUCGGAACUACAGCACUAGUGACUCAGGCUUAGUAGGCUCAGUUGAGGCCGGCCGCCCGGCGGCGCCCGGCGGCGCGCGGCGCGGCCCCCGGGCCCCGGGCCCCGGUGAGUCCCGGUCGCUCGGAACUUUCGAAGUUCCGGCGGGCCGCGACCGUCCGACCGUUCACAUUGAAGGCUAACGUCGGACCGGGCCUCCGAUACUGCGCUCAGCCUGGCGCAAGCCGCCAUCGUGACCGCCGCGCCAUGCAAUCAUGAAUGAUUGGCCGGGUGUCACAAGUAUGACCGGCCCGGUACUCGCUUUGGCGGCCACCGUGGCACUGCCCGCCGAACAAUCCGAUUUAAGGCCGCGCUCACCGUCACGCCUGAGCCCGGCGGCGGCUGAGCCUGAGCCUGGCACGGUUCACGGUUCAUGCAACUCAACAGCCGCCGCCGCUGGCAAAGUGCCGCUGUGCGCCGGCUGCUGUACGGUACCCGCCAGCCGGCCGGCCGUCGGGUUGGCGGCGCGGCGAGGCUUGUUCACCAACAAUUCCCACUGUGCUCAUCGGAUGAGGCAAUCGCCGUCUUGGCAUCAACCUGCUCCGCCCUCACUCCCAGAACACUUACUUCACAUACAGAGCAGUCAGGUGUACUGCAAGUCAAAAGGAGCCGCUGGUUGGAGGCCUCAAAAGGCUUCCUGCUCUCAGACUCUGCCAGCAUUGCCGCUGGCUGGAUUAAUAGCUGAGUCUCCAGCUGUCAGAGUCUCCUCGGUACA